AUGGCUUCAGUCCAGACUAACCCAGAGAUGCCCGGCCAGGGCCAGCUCCCGGCAAACAUCACCCGCGAGCAGAUUCAGCAUGUUUUCCAGCGCUAUACUGCGAUGAAACAACAAGGCGUCUCCGAGUCCAAUCCCGAGUUCAUCAAGGCGCGCAACCUCCUUACAAUGGUUCAGAAGCAGAACCAGUAUCAGCAGCAACAGAAGAUGCUCCGACAGCAGCAGAUGCAACAGCGUCAGCAAGGCCAGGUGGAUCCACAGGCUGUGCUACAAAACGGCGCUGCCACGGGCAUGCUCAAUGGUGCAAAGCCAGUUGCGCCUGUUGACGGCAAACCUGCCGUAUCUACGCCAGCCUCGACCGGACCAACGUCUACAAUGCAGAUUGCAACUGCUGGAGGACAGGCUCCUUCAGUCGAUGGGCAGACACCCACAUCGGCCAACAAUUCCUCAAUGGCACUGUCCAAAGACCAGCUUCUGAUGCUACGUGCUCAGAUUGGAGCCUUCAAACACCUCUCCAAGGGUCUCCCUCUGCCUUCAAAUAUGCAGCAACAAAUCUUUGGCCACCACCAGGCAAAGAAACCUCAGAAUGCUGCUGAGGCUGUGGCAGCUGCUUCUCAGAUGCUCGACAACGCGACUCGUGCCGGCAGCACCUCAAGUGCCGUGGGCGGCGCUGUGCAAGAGACUCGUACUCUGCCUCGUCUUCCGGAUACUUUCAUCGACCCCUGGAGUAGUGAAGUCUUCCGAGACGUCAACUACAUCUCCCACACACAGCGCAAGAACCGACCUUACCUUGCGACAAUCAUGCCACAAGGUGUCGACAUCAACGCUGUACAGCAGAGCAUGGAAGAAUUGCGCAAGGAGCGUGAGAUCCUUCUCUACAACCGCCUUACGGCGAGAAAAGCAGAACUGGAGAAGAUGCAUGCAAACAUCGGCUCAUGGGAUACCAGCAAGACCGACACUCCCGAAGAUGACGGAAAGGUCAAGUUGGCUCUUGUUAUUGAGCAGAAGAAACUGAACCUGCUCGAGAAGCAACGCAAACUGCGGAGAGAAAUCGCCCAGCAAAUGAUUCACGCAGACAACCUUGCCAUGACUGCGAACCGAACCGUUUACCGCCGUCUCAAGAAGCAAUCGAUGCGCGAAGCCCGUCUCACCGAGAAGCUCGAGAAGCAGCAACGCGAUGCGCGCGAGACCAAGGAAAAGAAGAAGCACCACGAGUUCAUCGAUGCCAUCCGGAAGCAUCGCACCGAGCUGCAAGAAUCUGGCGCAGCUCAGCGAAUGCGUCUGCAGAAGCUCGGCCGUACUAUGGUUUCGACACACCAGAACAUCGAGAAGGAAGAACAGAAGCGUAUCGAGCGAACGGCCAAGCAACGUCUGCAGGCACUCAAGUCCAACGACGAAGAGACUUACCUCAAGCUCUUGGGCCAAGCCAAGGAUACUCGUAUUUCACACCUUCUCAAGCAGACCGAUGGAUUCUUGAAGCAGCUUGCCAACUCCGUCAAGGCGCAGCAGCGAUCUGCAAACAACUCAUACGAGCCUGAGGAGGAGAGCAGCAGUGAGGAAUCCGAUGACGAAGACCGACCGGGCAAGAGAAAGACCGACUACUAUGAGAUUGCUCAUCGCAUCAAGGAGGAGGUCACUGAACAGGCCACCAACCUUGUCGGAGGUACACUCAAGGAAUACCAACUCAAGGGUCUGCAGUGGAUGAUAUCUCUGUACAACAAUAACUUGAACGGUAUUCUUGCAGACGAAAUGGGUCUCGGAAAAACUAUUCAGACAAUCAGUUUGAUCACAUACCUGAUCGAGAAGAAGCGACAACCUGGACCUUACCUAGUCAUUGUCCCCUUGAGUACGCUUACCAACUGGACCAACGAGUUUGAGAAGUGGGCGCCAAGCGUUAGCAAGAUCGUGUAUAAGGGUCCUCCAAACGCGCGAAAGCAGUACCAGCAACAGAUCCGUUGGGGUCAGUUCCAGGUCCUGCUCACUACUUACGAGUUUAUCAUCAAGGACAGACCGAUUCUUAGCAAGAUCAAGUGGGUUCACAUGAUUGUCGACGAAGGUCACCGUAUGAAGAACGCUGGUUCCAAGCUCAGCAUGACCAUCACACAAUACUACUCAACGCGGUAUCGACUCAUUCUGACAGGUACGCCCCUGCAGAACAACCUGACGGAACUUUGGGCUAUGCUUAACUUCGUUCUGCCUACCAUUUUCAAGUCGGCUACGUCGUUCGACGAGUGGUUCAACACGCCAUUUGCGAACACUGGAGGUCAAGAUAAGAUGGAGCUCACUGAAGAAGAGCAGUUGCUCGUUAUUCGUCGUCUGCACAAGGUUCUUAGGCCUUUCUUGCUCCGACGUCUGAAGCGCGAUGUCGAGAAGGACCUCCCGGACAAGACCGAACGUGUGAUCAAGUGCAACUUCUCCACUCUCCAAGCGAAGCUGUACAAGCAACUCGUCACUCACAACCGCCUCAUGGUCAGCGAUGGCAAAGGUGGAAAGACUGGUAUGCGUGGUUUGAGCAAUAUGCUCAUGCAACUGCGAAAGCUCUGCAACCAUCCUUUCGUCUUUGAAGAGGUUGAGGAUGUCAUGAACCCCACAAAGGGUACUAAUGAUCUCCUGUGGCGUUCGGCUGGUAAAUUCGAGCUUUUGGAUCGAAUCUUGCCCAAGUUCCAGGCUACUGGUCAUCGUGUUCUCAUGUUCUUCCAGAUGACGCAGAUCAUGAACAUCAUGGAGGAUUACCUACGGCUUAGGGGCAUGCAGUAUCUGCGGUUGGAUGGUGCGACAAAAGCAGACGAUCGUUCGGACUUGCUGAGACUGUUCAACGCGCCUGAUUCGCCCUACUUCUGUUUCCUUCUCUCCACGCGUGCUGGUGGUCUCGGUCUCAAUCUCCAGACUGCUGACACCGUCAUCAUUUACGACUCAGAUUGGAAUCCUCACCAGGAUUUGCAAGCGCAAGAUCGUGCCCAUCGUAUCGGUCAGAAGAACGAGGUUCGCAUUCUACGUCUGAUUACAUCCAACUCGGUAGAAGAGAAGAUUCUCGAGCGAGCCAACUACAAGUUGGACAUGGAUGGCAAGGUCAUUCAAGCUGGUAAAUUCGACAACAAGUCUAAAGAUGACGAGCGAGACGCCAUGUUGCGUAUCAUGUUGGAAUCUGCUGAAGCAGCCGAAAGCCUCGAACAAGAGGAAAUGGACGAUGACGACCUGAAUCAGAUCAUGAUGCGACACGAGGAUGAGUUGGCGAUAUUCCAGGAAAUGGACCGAAAGCGUAUUGCCGAGGAUCCUUACGGUCCUGGUAAGCCUCUAGGUCGUUUGAUCGGCGAGAGCGAACUGCCGGAUAUCUACCUGAACGAAGAGGCACCCAUCGUCGACGAAAAGGAUGACACGCCUGCUGGCCGUGGUGCUCGAGAGCGUACACGGGUCAAGUAUGACGACGGUCUGACGGAAGAGCAGUGGCUGGAGGCUGUUGACAACGACGAUGAUUCAAUAGAAGCAGCUAUUGCCCGCAAGGAGGCGAAGAUGGCCAAACGGGGUAGGAACAAGGGUGGACGGGGCGAUGAGGAGUCGCCGGCACCAUCACGCGCCAGCUCCGAGGAGCCUGCACCCAAGAAGCGAGGCCGUAAGCCAAAAGCCGAGAAGCGCAAAGCAGAUGAAGCCUCACUCGACGUUGAACCCACACCACGGAAACGCGGACGACCAGCGCCUAGCAAAGACAUGUUGCAGCCUGAUCAGCGAGCAUCUCUUCAAAAGAUUGUUAACGUCGUCUACGAAGCGCUUAAUGAUCUCGAAGAAGAGUCAUCAGAUCCCAACAUUCCAAAUCGUGGCAUCAUCGACCCCUUCAUUGAGCUACCAGACAAAUGGGAUUAUCCAGACUACUACCAACUGAUCAAGAAUCCCAUCUGCAUGAAGCAGAUUGAGAAGAAGAUCAACAAGAAGGAGUACCAGUCUGUCAAGCAGUUCCGUCAAGAUCUGGGCUUGCUAUGCAAUAACUGCCGGACCUACAACGAGGACACAUCACUGCUGUUUGCGGAUGCCAAUCUCAUUGAGCAGACUGCGCUCGACAAGCUGAAGGAGGUGACGGCAGAGUAUCCAGAAUGGCAAGAUUAUGAUGAUGGAAGCAGUGUUCAGGGCGGCCUUAGCACGGCAAUGACGAGCGCGGUUGGCACACCGCGGGCUGGAGUUUGA
Messenger RNA from Bipolaris zeicola 26-R-13, 4173 nucleotides. RefSeq lists its product as uncharacterized. Gene Ontology annotation, cellular component: nucleus. NCBI's taxonomy places the organism in Eukaryota, Fungi, Ascomycota, Dothideomycetes, Pleosporales, Pleosporaceae. The record is from RefSeq and is a predicted model, not a curated record. The transcript is spliced from 2 exons. Gene Ontology annotation, molecular function: ATP-dependent chromatin remodeler activity; ATP binding; histone binding. The coding region runs from base 1 to 4173 and encodes 1390 amino acids. Gene Ontology annotation, biological process: positive regulation of transcription by RNA polymerase II.